GUAUGGAGCUACUUCACCAAAGUAUGGACACGCGUUCCAAGUUGCACCUUUGCACGAGUUCAUCGGCGUGUGUGCGUUCUGGUUCCGCGUCCUCUGCGUAAAAACCGGGACGCGUGGGGCUGAGCUUUUACGCAGCUGGGGUCGGGACUUGGGACCGCUAAACAUCUCCGUCCGAGAAGGGAAACAAGGAGAGGGAGAGACGGAGAGAGGACACGAACGGAAGGGAGGCACAAAUCACAGAAAAUCAAAGCUGGAAGCCUGCGCACGGGUCGCGCUUUUUGGACGUGAAAGAACGCGCGGAACAAAGUACCGAUCACCGGAUAAACACGUUUCUGUCUUUUUUUUUUUUUUUCUCCGUGGGCAUGUUUCCGCUCCCGGAAAGCGAUGUUUAGAUUGUGUUAUGGAAAGAGGAUGAGCUCGGCGUUAUAGUAAAACCUACUGGGUGAAAUUUCUGCUGUUCCUUGUGCUUUUUUUUUUUUUUGGCUUUGGAAAUUACUGGAAGUUAAUGAUUUAACGGCUGAGGACACCAAAUGCAGGAGGGUUUGGUGACUCCGGUCUCUACAACUUAACAGAGUCUGAAGGCUGUUUUUGCGCACAUUGUGGACUCCGGUUGUGCUGUUUGGUUCAAGCAGGCGCUGAAAUGUGAGACACUGCUGAGCCGGAUUCAUGACAGACCGCUGCAUCCAGCUGUCUUAUCCGCCACUAUUGUAACCGUUUCCUUACGCCUUCUGGAUUGGAUAUGCAAAGAAAAGUUUUUUAAGAAUGAAGAGGAGAAAAGCCCCCUAGGACGCGUCUGUUUUUCAUGCUGAAGUGGAUUUGUGAAUUUCUGGUUAUUUCAGUCCUCUUUCAAACCUCCACUUGGAGACCUGACAUGCGUCUGGAACCUGGCAAUAAAGCAGUGACCUACUGAGAUUAACCUAAAGUUGUGACAUUGCGCUUUUAUUGACUUGUUAGUGAAUGACUGAGUGGUCCUGCGCAGGGAUCGGACCCACCUUAGUGCCUGGCUGUGCGCUCUGAGCCACCGCGUCCACCUUCCCCUUCAACCAGUUAGUGGAUUUGUUUGUGACUGGUGUGUGUGUGUGUUUGUGGGGAAAACACGCUCCACAGCAGACAUGGAGGAGUGGAGACAAUGCGGGCGGUGGUUGAUAGACUGUAAGGUCUUGCCCCCCAACCACCGGGUCGUGUGGCCCUCUGCGGCCGUGUUCGACUUGGCACAGGCCCUGCGAGACGGGGUCCUCUUGUGCCAGAUGUUGCACAACCUCUCACCAGGAUCAGUGGACCUGAAGGAGAUCAAUUUCAGACCUCAGAUGUCACAGUUCCUGUGUUUGAAGAACAUCCGGACAUUUCUCAAGGUGUGUCACGACAAGUUUGGCCUACGCAACAGUGAGCUGUUUGACCCGUUUGACCUCUUUGAUGUCAGAGACUUCGGCAAGGUCAUCUCUGCUCUGUCGAGGAUCUCCCACCACAGCAUCGCACAGAUAAAAGGAAUCAGGCCUUUUCCAUCGGAGGAUACGGCUCUGAAUGAGGACGAUGUCUACCGAAGUCUUGAGGAACUGGCAGAUGAACAUGACCUGGGCGAGGACGACAUCUACGACUGCGUACCCUGUGAGGAUGAUGGCGAUGAUAUCUACGAGGACAUCAUCAAGGUGGAAGUACGACAACCCAUGAUCAGAUACAUGCAGAAAAUGGGUAUGACAGAAGACGACAAGCGGAACUGCUGUUUAGUAGAGAUCCAGGAAACUGAGGCCAAGUACUACAAGACCCUAGAGGAUAUCGAGAAGAAUUACAUGAUCCCUCUGAAGCAAGUGUUAAGUCCUCAGGAUAUGGAGGCGAUCUUCGUCAACCUGGAGGAUGUCAUCAAAGUUCACUUCGCCCUCUUGAGAGCCAUCGAUCUGAACAUGGUCAGCGGUGGAAGCGGUCUGGGAAAAAUCUUCCUUGAUUUCAAAGAAAGGUUGCUGAUUUAUGGCCAGUACUGCAGCCACAUGGAGAAUGCCCAGAAGACACUGGAUGAGUUAAUAGCAACACGCGAGGACGUCAAAAUUAAAGUCGAGGAAUGUACCAUGAAAGUGCAGGAGGGGAAGUUCAAGCUGCAGGAUCUUCUGGUGGUACCCAUGCAGAGGGUGCUGAAGUAUCACCUACUACUGAAGGAACUUCUGAGUCACUCAGCUGAUCGACCAGAGAGGCAACAGCUCAAAGAGGCUCUGGAGGCCAUGCAGGAUCUCGCCAUGUACAUCAACGAAGUCAAGAGGGACAACGAGACACUGAAGAAAAUCAGCGAAUUCCAAAGUUCAAUAGAAAACCUUCAGCAGGUGAGACUGGAGGAGUACGGCAGGCCAAAGAUAGACGGGGAACUGAAGGUGUGCUCCAUUGUCAACCGAACCAAGCAGGACCGGUACAUAUUCCUGUUUGAUAAAGUGGUCAUUGUCUGUAAAAGGAAAGGCUACAGCUAUGAGCUCAAAGAGAUUAUCGAGCUGCAGUCAUAUAAAAUGUCAGAUGACCCUAUGAACAACAGAGACAUGAAAAAGUCAAGUGGAAAAAUGUGGUCGUACGGUUUCUACCUGAUCCACCUGCAGGGGAAGCAGGGGUUCCAGUUCUUCUGUAAAACAGAGGAGACAAAGAGGAAAUGGAUGGAGCAGUUUGAGAUGGCGAUGUCGAACAUCAAACCAGAGAGAGCUACAGCCAAUCAGCAUAACUUCCAGAUGCACACAUUUGAUAAGAACACAAACUGUCGAGCCUGCAAGAUGCUGCUGAGGGGGAUCUUCUAUCAGGGCUACUACUGCUCUCGUUGUGGAACAGGAGCUCACAAAGAGUGUCUGGAAGUCAUCACCAUCUGUAAAAUCAAUCCUCAUGACUUGGAACCUGGAAUGUCCUCAGGUCCUAAGAUGGUGGCGGUGAGGAACUAUCACGGUACACCAGCGCCUCCAGGGAAGACGCCGCUGUGUUUCCAAACUGGAGACUUCAUCGAGCUGCUGAAAGGAGAUCCUGACACCACGUGGUGGGAGGGAAAGCUGAUCCAAACACAAAAGAGUGGCUUUUUCCCCAGUUCAUGUGUAAAACCUUGCUUGGACCCAAAGCCCUUCCCGUCCAUCCGGCAGCCCUCCAGGGACAUGGACUACUAUGGAUAUCCUUGGUUUGCAGGGAACAUGGAGCGGCAGCAGGCUGACAACCUCUUAAAAUCCCACAGCAGCGGCACAUACCUUAUCAGAGAGAGGACGGCUGAAGCAGAGAGGUUCGCCAUCAGCAUCAAAUUCAAUGAUGAAGUAAAACACAUCAAGGUCAUUGAAAAAGACAGCUGGAUUCACAUAACUGAAGCCAAGAAGUUUGAGAGUCUAUUGGAGCUGGUGGAAUACUAUCAGUCACAUUCACUGAAAGAAAGCUUCAAGUUGUUAGACACCACGCUGCGGUAUCCGUACAAGUCAAGAGAACGCUCACUAACACGCGCCAGCACACGCUCACCAGCAGCCACCUGCGCCUCCUACAACUUCUCCUUCCUCAGUCCGCAAGGCCUCAACUUUUCCUCCUCUCAGAGCUCAGCCCCCUUUUGGUCAGUGUUUACUCCACGUGUGGUCAGUACAGCGGUUGCGAGGUAUAACUUUGCAGCGCGGGACAUGAGGGAGCUUUCGCUGCGAGAAGGCGACAUUGUCAAAAUCUACAGCAAAAUUGGCGGAGACCAAGGCUGGUGGAAAGGAGAGGCCAACGGACGGAUCGGAUGGUUUCCUUCAACCUACGUGGAUGAAGAAGGAGUGCAGUAGAGCUGCCUUCAAAUCAGGAACCGUCAUCUAUCUACUGUUCUCAGAGAAAAUUAUUCACUCUCCAGGAAAAUAACAGAAAACAAAACAAACAAACAAAAAAAGACUUUUGUUGUUGCUUUUGCUGGAUACUCAUUUUCUCAGUGAGCAUUUCUAUGCUGUUUCUCUAUCUUCAAUUAUGCAUCAGCUUUGCUUUUGUUUGUUUUUGUCUUUUCUUUGCAGGAUGUCCUGUUUAAUUUUUGUACAGAAAAAAAAAAAAAAAAAACACACAAAAAAACAAAACCCCAUCUUGCUGUGCGUCCUCUGCAGAGGCUUCACUGAACAGUAAACACAGCAGCUCCACUGACUCUGGAUAGCUUUACUUUGAAAAGGCUCCUCUUUGUUGCAGGUCUAUGCGAGGUGAAAUAAUUGUACAGUAUAGAUAAUUUAUUGAAUAGAGAUUAUUAUCAUUACAAUGAUUAAUGAUUAUUGUGAGGAUUUUAGCAACAGCAAAAAAUCAGAUGAGGAAAAACAAAAAAAAAAGACAAAAAAAAAAGACAGAUGCUCUGUUUUAAUGUUGAGAGAUUUUGCCUUAGUUGUCAUGGUGAUGCCUUGUGGGCUGACACCAGUGGAGGGAAUUGACUUUGUGGACUGGUUUUACUUCUCAUGUAUGCAUGUGCCCAUGUGCGGCCCACACAAACACAAACACAUACAGACCAAUGUACAGUACGGUGCCUUUGAACAACGGUCGCUGCUUACCGAACCUCGACAUCAGCCGGUAAAGACCGCCGCCAUCCCCGAAAAAGACAGUCUGUUCACAUCCAAAGGACUUCAGUAUCAGAGGGGGAGGGGCCUGAGCUCCCAACCCCCUCCCAAACCAACAGGCUGACGCAUUUACCUCCCAACUGGAGACUGUACGGACUAACAGGCAGUUGGAGAGA
Messenger RNA from Sphaeramia orbicularis (orbiculate cardinalfish), 4669 nucleotides. RefSeq names its product vav 2 guanine nucleotide exchange factor (gene vav2). The record is from RefSeq and is a predicted model, not a curated record. The transcript has 30 exons. Gene Ontology annotation, molecular function: guanyl-nucleotide exchange factor activity; protein binding. Gene Ontology annotation, cellular component: cytoplasm. Bases 1113 to 3752 code for a protein of 879 amino acids. NCBI's taxonomy places the organism in Eukaryota, Metazoa, Chordata, Actinopteri, Kurtiformes, Apogonidae. Gene Ontology annotation, biological process: intracellular signal transduction; cell migration; regulation of GTPase activity.